AGUUCAGAGUGUGCUGUCCUUACUUCUACAUGUGUAUGUAAUGAAACCGUAAACAUGGCGGCUGUAGGCUGGUCUAGGCUUUCCAUUUUUCGGAGUAGGCUACUACCGGUGCUGGGUGCUGUUCUGCAUCGGAGCACAGGUUCUAACUGUUCAUCGAUUGUGGGGUUCGGUAGCCGUUGCGAUGGGGGCGGUGGCAUUGGCAAGGGGGUUGCCGGAUUGCUUGCGAGAGAUUACAGCUCAGAUGCAAAGGCUGAGCAGAAGCAGUUCAGAGUGCAGUUUCUUGAAGGAGAGGACUCAGGGAUUGUGGUAUUUGGAAUUAACCGCCCACAAGCUAAAAACGCAAUUAGUAGAGAUCUUGUAAAACUGAUGUCUGAAGCCAUGUCUGCAGUGAAAACUAAUAAAAAUGUCCGAACAGUUUUACUCCGGAGUGAAGUGCCUGGUAUAUUCUGUGCAGGUGCUGAUUUGAAGGAAAGAUCAAGAAUGCAUCCCAGUGAAGUCGGCCCAUUUGUGUCCCAAAGCAGGGCGAUGUUGAAUGAGCUUGCAAAUCUUCCUGUGCCAACCAUUGCAGUAUUGGAUGGUGCUGCAUUAGGAGGAGGCCUUGAAAUGGCUUUGGCUUGUGACAUCAGAGUGGCAGCUUCUUCUGCCAAGAUGGGGCUGGUGGAAACAAAGCUAGCAAUCAUUCCUGGUGCAGGAGGGACACAGCGUUUACCUCGCACCAUUGGUGUGGCAUUGGCCAAAGAACUAAUCUUCUCAGGACGAGUAGUCGAUGGUGCUGAAGCCAAACAGAUUGGACUGGUCAGUCAUGUGGCAGAGCAGAAUGAAGCAGGAGAUGCUGCAUUCCAGCGAGCCUUAGCUUUAGCAAGAGAAUUUGUGCCUCAGGGGCCUGUGGCAGUGAGAAUGGCAAAGUUAGCAAUCAAUCGAGGAAUUGAAGUGGAUUUAGCAACUGGCCUUGCAAUUGAGGAAGCAUGCUAUGCUCAGGUAAUUCCAACAAAGGACAGAAUAGAAGGCCUUAACGCUUUUAGAGAGAAAAGACCACCUCGUUACACUGGGGAGUAAGAAAAAAAUGUAGAAGCCUAUGCACUGAUCCAGGUUCCUUCGGACAAGACCUGCAUCUGAAUUUCCCAUCUUUCCAUUCACACUCACUAAGGCAAUAAAAUUAAUAAAAAUGUUGCCAGUUGCAUUAAGGUGGUUAAAGAUAUGUGUGAGCAGGUAGAUUUCAUACAGUGACAGUAUGGAGUGAAUCUUUCUUCACUGUGCUGAUUAAGGCAUUACAGGAUUGUAGGAGUUGAAUAGUAACGUUUCAGAUAUGUAGUCACAUCGUUGUGUUUUACAAUAAUUUGAAAAUGACCAUAUUAUACAGCUGUAGCCAUGACAUCCAUUGGAUAAAUGUAUUUUCAUAAAAAGAAAUAUUACCUCUACAUAAUAAAGCCAUAUUAAUGUUUUA
This is a messenger RNA of Protopterus annectens (West African lungfish), 1444 nucleotides long. RefSeq names its product AU RNA binding methylglutaconyl-CoA hydratase (gene AUH). Gene Ontology annotation, molecular function: enoyl-CoA hydratase activity. Gene Ontology annotation, cellular component: mitochondrion. Gene Ontology annotation, biological process: fatty acid beta-oxidation. The transcript has 10 exons. The coding region runs from base 55 to 1056 and encodes 333 amino acids. Lineage: Eukaryota; Metazoa; Chordata; Ceratodontiformes; Protopteridae. The record is from RefSeq and is a predicted model, not a curated record.